AUGCCGGCGUGCGAAGGGCUGGCGUGCCGCCUUUCAAAGCCGCGGGGCGGGUUACGAAAGGCAGCAAAAGCAACAGUUAGAAAGGGCGUCAUCACGCAUACGCUCAACUUCGAACCAUUAAACUUUAGUCGGGGCGCUCUGGCCAAGGCGUGCGCCCCCGCGCAGAAUUUAUCUGCGGAGAAAGCGGGCUUAAGCCCGGCCUCCCCGCAGCCGAUCCUAAGCAAGACGGUGGCGGGCGGCUCCGGCGCGAGCAAGCGAGCAAGCGGCCUGCCUUCCGCGGGCGCGCGGUUCUGGCUGGCGACGCGGAGGCGGCCAGACGAGGGCCGCCGGCGCAACUCUCCGCGCGGGCGCGCUGCGGCGGCGGGUCGGCAGGUGGCAUGCGCGGCCUCUCCCGCGCCCGAGGGGCUCCAGCGGGACGGGACGGGACGGGCCAGGCCGGCCCUUCCGCGCUUUUGCUCCAGCUGGCUAGCUGCGUGGCUUCCGCGGCGGCGGCCGCCGGGCCGGGCAGGGCCGGGCCGGGAAGGGAGCGGCCCGCGGCGGGACCCGCGCGCCUUUACGCGCCAGCCGGGAGCCCCGCCCAGCGGCGGGACCGAGCGCGGCCGCCAGCGCGGGGCAGGAUUGCCGCGCCCCGCGGAGCAGGCAGCGCCAGCGCCAGCGCCGGAGGAGUCGAGCGGCGGCAGCGACGGGGAGCCCGCCCGGCGGAGGGCGAUGCUCCUGCCCCGGGCGCUCCAGGCGCCCGGCAACCACCCGCACCAGCACCCGCCGCACCGGAUCACCAACUUUUUCAUCGACAACAUCUUGCGGCCGGAGUUCGGGCGGCGGAAGGACGACGGCACCUGCGGGGCCGGCAGCGGCGUCGCCGCGGACCAGCAGCCGACUCAGCAGCAGCAGCAGCAGCAGCAGCAGCAGCUUCUCGGCGCCCGGAGCCCCUCGGCGGCGCCGACCUCUGGCUCGCUGGCCGAAGGCGGCGGCGGCGGCUCCAAAGCGCUGGCCCCGGCCAAGAAGGGAGGCGACGCGGGCGAGCUCGACGGAGCCCUGAAGCCCCGCGGCGGGGGCGGCGGCAGCGGCGGCGGCGAUCUGUCGCUCAGCUCGGAUUCGGACAGCUCCCAGGCCAGCUCGUUCCCCAGCGGGCAGCCCAUGCUGUGGCCCGCCUGGGUGUACUGCACCCGCUACUCGGACAGGCCUUCGUCAGGCCCCCGAUCCCGGAAACCAAAGAAGAAGAACCCCAACAAGGAGGACAAGCGGCCCCGCACCGCCUUCACCGCAGAGCAGCUGCAGAGACUCAAGGCCGAGUUCCAGACGAACAGAUACUUGACGGAGCAGAGGCGGCAGAGCCUGGCGCAGGAGCUCAGCCUCAACGAGUCUCAGAUCAAGAUCUGGUUUCAGAACAAGCGGGCCAAAAUCAAGAAGGCCACCGGCAACAAGAACUCCCUGGCGGUGCACCUCAUGGCGCAAGGACUGUACAACCACUCCACGGCCUCGAAAGACGGCAAGUCCGACAGCGAGUAG
Messenger RNA from Varanus komodoensis (Komodo dragon), 1509 nucleotides. It is a transcript of the gene EN2, whose product is annotated as engrailed homeobox 2. The coding region runs from base 1 to 1509 and encodes 502 amino acids. The transcript is spliced from 3 exons. Gene Ontology annotation, molecular function: DNA-binding transcription factor activity, RNA polymerase II-specific; RNA polymerase II cis-regulatory region sequence-specific DNA binding. Gene Ontology annotation, cellular component: nucleus. Gene Ontology annotation, biological process: neuron differentiation; regulation of transcription by RNA polymerase II; multicellular organism development. NCBI's taxonomy places the organism in Eukaryota, Metazoa, Chordata, Lepidosauria, Squamata, Varanidae. The record is from RefSeq and is a predicted model, not a curated record.